AUCCACCAUAAUAAACCCUCACUCGCAGAGUCAUAGGUUUUACUCACUUUCAGAGUAGGAUCUUAAAAGAGACGAAAAUGGCGAAAAUUUGCUCACAUCAAUGACUACUUUUAUGUCUUGUACUCUUCCUCAGCCUUAUUGGCAAUCAGGCAAAAAAAUCAGAGGAAGAUUUGAAGGAAGUUACCCACAAUGUUUACUUUGAUGUUGAGAUUGCAGGAAAACCCGCUGGGCGUAUUGUUAUGGGUCUCUUUGGAAAAACUGUUCCUAAGACAGCAGAAAAUUUCAGAGCUUUGUGUACAGGGGAGAAAGGAACCGGAAAGAGCGGGAAGCCUCUUCAUUACAAAGGAAGCUCGUUUCACAGAAUAAUACCCAGCUUCAUGAUUCAAGGCGGGGACUUUACUCUUGGCGAUGGAAGAGGCGGGGAAUCAAUUUACGGGGAGAAGUUUGCUGAUGAAAAUUUCAAAAUCAAACAUUCUGGACCUGGUCUUUUGUCUAUGGCAAAUGCUGGGCAGGACACUAAUGGUUCACAGUUUUUCAUCACAACAGUGACAACCAGCUGGUUGGACGGUCGUCAUGUUGUGUUUGGAAAGGUGCUGUCUGGAAUGGAUGUGGUGUAUAAGAUCGAGGCAGAAGGCAAACAGAGUGGAACACCCAAAAGCAAAGUUGAAAUUGCGGACAGUGGUGAACUUCCCCUAUAAAUAUAAUCAGCCUGUACUUGUACUAGUCGGUUUCCCUUUUUACUCACACUCACACUCAGAUUCUGAUUUCUA
Molecule: messenger RNA, 770 nt
Organism: Olea europaea var. sylvestris
Lineage: Eukaryota; Viridiplantae; Streptophyta; Magnoliopsida; Lamiales; Oleaceae
Product: peptidyl-prolyl cis-trans isomerase CYP19-4
Exons: 7
Coding region: 240-698 (152 amino acids)
Biological process (GO): protein peptidyl-prolyl isomerization; protein folding
Cellular component (GO): intracellular membrane-bounded organelle
Molecular function (GO): peptidyl-prolyl cis-trans isomerase activity
Source: RefSeq, a predicted model, not a curated record